This is a messenger RNA of Zerene cesonia (dogface butterfly), 1505 nucleotides long. RefSeq lists its product as uncharacterized. The transcript has 6 exons. Gene Ontology annotation, molecular function: N-acetyltransferase activity. Lineage: Eukaryota; Metazoa; Arthropoda; Insecta; Lepidoptera; Pieridae. The record is from RefSeq and is a predicted model, not a curated record. Bases 227 to 859 code for a protein of 210 amino acids.
AUAGUUCUUAACUUGUUCUUAAUCUGUGGAUCCGUCGACCGUGAUCAGUUUUCAAAAUAAAUCAAAUAACACAAAAAUAAAUUACUUGUGACUUUGUAAGACAAGUUUCGCUGACAGACAGGAAUUUAUUACUUUCAUAUUUAUACAAUUCUAAAACACGUCAAUAAUUGUUUAGAUGUAGUUUGUUCAUAGGUCGUAGUUUUUAUUUACGAUAUCGGAAAUCAGAAUGUCGUGUAAACUAAUAGUGAGGCGUUCGGUGCCGGGAGAUAUACAGAAGCGUCAAGAAAUUAUACGAAAUUCGUAUUCCACGGGCUUUAUAGAUACCUUUUUGUUCUUUUUUUUCCAAGAGUUGACAUUAGAGUGUUGUGUGCUGAGUGGUGCAGUGCUGUUCAUAUUUUGCGGUGUGUCAGCUCGCGGCUGCUUGCUGCUGGUGCCGGCGGCGGUCGCCGUGGUCACUGCUGCUGUUCUGCUUCAGCAGUACACUCUAUCCUUAAAGCAUGCUCAGAGUAUACACGGAGAAAUAUUUGGCGUGGUGGUGGAAGCCCGCGGCGCGCUGCUGCCACCUCCCGGCGCUCUGCCCAUAUGCGUGCGCCUGAACGACGGCUUGCCUGACGAGAACCAAGCCUACAUGUAUACACAUAUAGUGGGGACUGCGAGUGUGUCGGAAUUUUGGGGGUCCAUGCGGAGCGGAUGGUUGCACUCGAUGGUCGUCGACGCGCAGUGGCGGAGGCGCGGCGCGGGCGCGGCGCUGGCGGGCGGCGCGCGCCGGCUCGCCGCGGCCGCCGGCCUGCACUCGCUCGAGUGCGUCGUGAGCCCGCUGCAGCACGCCGCCAAGCAGCUGCUGCAGGCGGCCGGGUAGGUGGGAGUGCCGCGGCUCGUACGAGCGCGCGGUGGUGGGCACGGCGCUGACGCUGCCGCUGCUGCGGCUGGGCACCGACUUGCCGCUCGCCUGACCGCCCCACCCCGCUAUCCACGUUCGACAACCUGGCUGAUGAAGAAUGACUAGAAUACUGCUCGAGAAUCUCAAGUUUAGAAUUUAAAGACUAAAACGGAUUUAAACCAGGCUGUGUUUAGCUUAUAACUGCGAGACAUCAAAUCAAAUGCAGUUUACAUUUAAAUAUUCCCAAAAUUUCUAUCAAAGUAAUUAGCAAGAAUCUUUUAUUUUUCGCUUUUAGGGAACUCUUGGAUUUUUUUUUAAAUAGACUUAACUUAAGUAAUAACGAAUAAAAUCUAAAUCUAUUUUUGUAGAUUACAGUGACAUACACAUAAAAUUUUAUUAUAUGUUGCGUAAUUCAUUACUUGAAUUCCUCAGAUUUUAUGAUGUUCACUGUCAAAAAUUGUUAUUAUUCAUCAUUUACAUAAUAUUAUAAAUGUAUGUAUUUUUAAUGAUAUUGUCAAUUAUCUUGCAAUUAAUGUUAUUCUUUGAACCAUUCUAAUAUAAGUAAAACAAUUGAUAAGUUGUGAUAUUCCAUGUAUAUUUAUAAAUAAAUACUUUUUUAAAGGUC